AUGAAACAAUAUUCAAACAUGAAUACAUCAUAUGAACCAUCCCCACGUAUUGUCGAUCCGUUUAUUAUUCAUUUUCUUUCAUCAACAAUUCAGCCACCUCCUCCACUACCAUCGUCAAUUUUCUUCUAUGAUCCUUUUCUUAUCGUGCCACCCGCACCUGCUAUCAACGUCUCAUCAUCAUCAUCACCAUCAUCAUCAGAAGCUUCGACGACAAAAAUAGUUGUACCUAAUCGUCAUCGGUUCACACCUGUACAGUUAUUUACUCUUCAUCGAAUUUUUAUGCACUUACCAUAUCCAUCAUUAGCACAACGUCGUAUUAUUGCUGAACAUCUUGAUAUUGAUAUUGAACAAGUUCGUGUUUGGUUUUCUAAUCGUCGAUCAAGACAACGUAGUUCUAAUCAUCAAACAAAUCUUAUUCAACCAACAUCUAGUGAAUAUAUGAACGUACAAGAAUUGUUUGAUAAAUUAAACCUCGUUAUUUAA
Messenger RNA from Rotaria sp. Silwood1, 483 nucleotides. Lineage: Eukaryota; Metazoa; Rotifera; Eurotatoria; Philodinida; Philodinidae. The record is from the annotation of a GenBank genome assembly.